Messenger RNA from Neospora caninum, 1077 nucleotides. RefSeq names its product SRS domain-containing protein. Lineage: Eukaryota; Apicomplexa; Conoidasida; Eucoccidiorida; Sarcocystidae. Bases 1 to 1077 code for a protein of 358 amino acids. Gene Ontology annotation, cellular component: membrane. The transcript is spliced from 2 exons. The record is from RefSeq and is a predicted model, not a curated record.
AUGAUGCCUGUCUGUGCAUUUGGAGGGUCUCAGGUCUGGAGAGGCCUUCGGUGUACAUUUGGGGUUUCGAUUGUGGUCGGCUUCGUGUUCCUCUCAGGAUGCAGGGGGGAGACCUCGGCGAAAGAGCCUGUGACGUGUCCGCCAGAGACAAAUUUUCUUCCGGUGUGGCCACUGGAAGGCAUCCCUUUCUUUUUCAAAUGCCCGGAAGGUUCAUCUUUGUUUCCAACUGCGUCAGAUGGGAAUUUCAAAACCUUCUGUCGGAAUUCGUCCUGUACAAAUCAAGCGGAGUUGGGCACUGCGUAUACUCUUCGAGAGGCGGAAGCUGGAGACGACCGAGUAGUGCCCGUGUCAGCAGGAGCACAAACAAAGGUGUACGAACUCGUAGUACUUACACAGCCAGAGUUUCCAACAACCCUUUAUUUCCUUUGCAAGUCAACACAGGACAGGGCGACCGAAUCUCUUGCUACAACAGAGGCAAGAAGCACUUCUGACACUAUGGAAUCAACUUGCACGUUUCAGGUGGCUGUUUUCAGUAGAAAACCCCUGUCCGACGCCGCAUCAGAAAAGGUGUGUGAGUUCGGCAACACCAUGAAGGAGGUCACCCUCAACCCGAAAUCAAACAAGGUCACGUUUCGAUGCGGUGACAAAGGAUUCGUGUGGCCAUUGAAUUUCGAGAAUGCAUUCGAAGGCGAAGCAUGUACAGAAGAAGUAAGUCUUGCCAGUCUCGGUUUGGCUGCGUUUCGCGUAGAGGGGGAAUCAUCCGAUGAGACAGCAAAGGGUCCCGCCUACGCUUUGGAGGUCUCCGAGUUUCCAGCUGGUUCAAGCCGCGUUAGGCUGUGUUACAAAUGUAAAAGGCUGUCUCAGGUAGAUCGCCCUGCAGCGCUUUCGUCUGCCGAUGAGUGUACGAUUAGAAUCAACGUUGAACCAAAAUCCCAAACCGAAGGUGAUAAUGAAGAGGACGGGCAAAUGGAUGGAAAGCCUCCGGCAGGCGAUGCAAGUGACCUUCCCAAGCACAACAUCGUUUGUGUUGGCGUCCUUUUGCUGUCCUCUGUGCUUGCCUUGAGCCAAGCUGUGUAG